Molecule: messenger RNA, 852 nt
Organism: Racocetra persica
Lineage: Eukaryota; Fungi; Glomeromycota; Glomeromycetes; Diversisporales; Gigasporaceae
Source: the annotation of a GenBank genome assembly
AUGGGAGCAAAUCAAUCUACCAUUAAAUCCUAUGACUUAUCAAAUAAAGUUGUUAUAAUUACUGGUUCUACAGAUGGAAUUGGUAAAAGUUUGGCUCGCAUAAUCUCUUCAUAUAAUCCAAAACGUCUAAUCCUACCAAUUCGCAACCAUGAAAAAGGCAAAAAACUCAUAGAAUAUAUCCGAAAUUCUCAAGAUGGAAAGGUUGAAUGUAUUGAAUUAUGGGAUAUAGAUUUUGCAAAUUUACGUAGCGUAAAGACUUUCGCUAAUAAAUUUAUCAAGGAAGUUGGUGAAUUGCACUAUUUAUGGAAUAAUGCUGGUAUUUUUAAUUUUAGCUUCGAGAAGACAAAAGAUAAUUUCGAACAACAAUUCCAGAAGUCGGCAACACCUGAAUCUCCGUGCAAAAUAACUUUUACAGGUUCUGAUUUUGCAAAUUCUGGUGAAAUCGACUUGGAUAACUUGAAUGGUGAAAAAUCUCAUGGAGUUUUAAAACUACAUUAUAGCACAAAACUAAUGGACCAUGUAUAUAGUAAAGAACUUAAUCGUCGUUUACAAGGAUCAAAUGUUAUAUCUUUGGUAUGCCUCCCAGGAUUCGUAAGCACAAAUGUGGGUAAUGUCCAUUGGCUACUAGAACCGCUAAGACGCGUUAUCAUGACGUUCGCUUCAUCGCCAGACACUGGAGCGAUAAAUAUAAUGUAUCCCGUCUUAGACGCAAGUAUUGAAGAUGGUGGUAAAUGUUUUGGAAAUUGUGAAGAAGUGGACUUUGGUCAAGCAUUGGAUGAAGAAUUGAUACAGAAGUUUUGGAAUAAAUGUGAAGAGUUAUUAAGAAAUUUUGAUCCAAUUCUUCUGCAAUAA